GUGGAAGAAGUCAUCUUGGCAAGAAACGUCUAUCUAGAAAGAGGGAUUGCUCAGGAGGUCAAGUUCGUUUCGACAGGUAGUUUUUGGGAGUAAUCGCUAGCCUGGUGUGAGUAUGAGACAGGCAGAGUCUGAUGAUGGACCACGUCAAGAAGAUCCUCUUAUCAGCCCAACUAAAAAUUGAGCUCAGGCCCCGCGUCUGGCCUCGCGGAGCGGAAGGAUGCCUGCCAUCUGCUCCCCCGCGGAUUGCCUCGGAGGCGAGCAGAGGUCGCCAAGACAGCAGCAGACAGGAUAGGAGAGAUAGGACGUGCUUCGCUUCAGUCGAGUGUCUUGUCAGGCAAGUCGGACCGCUCGUCGACACGUUUAGACAGAGCAUGAGGCGGAAUGAGGAGGGAGUGGUACGUGGCGGGGCGACAGCGGCGGGACGGGCGGACAGCAACACCAGAUCUUCCUGCCCAGGCCCGGGGAAGGCAUCGUGCUCUCGUCUGGAAUUAUCGAGCGACGACUCGACGAGGAUACGGAAAGUCUCCCAAGAUGUCAGCAAGCUGCAAAUGUGCUCUUCGCGGUUGGGCCACUUCACCCGCAAGUCGCUCAAGUCGUGUCAGAUAGUCAUUCUUCCCACAAGCGCGGCGCACUAUUUCCUGGUCUCUCGGUAGGUGGGAUGUUUCAAGUUCUAUUGAUGAUGACAGCAGAAAGCUAGAUCCAAGAGGAGUUGCC
This is a messenger RNA of Microstroma glucosiphilum, 714 nucleotides long. RefSeq lists its product as hypothetical. NCBI's taxonomy places the organism in Eukaryota, Fungi, Basidiomycota, Exobasidiomycetes, Microstromatales, Microstromataceae. The transcript has a single exon. The coding region runs from base 132 to 653 and encodes 173 amino acids. The record is from RefSeq and is a predicted model, not a curated record.